Messenger RNA from Cervus elaphus (red deer), 5038 nucleotides. RefSeq names its product LIM domain binding 3 (gene LDB3). The transcript has 14 exons. The record is from RefSeq and is a predicted model, not a curated record. Lineage: Eukaryota; Metazoa; Chordata; Mammalia; Artiodactyla; Cervidae. Gene Ontology annotation, cellular component: Z disc; adherens junction; stress fiber. Gene Ontology annotation, biological process: heart development; muscle structure development; actin cytoskeleton organization. Gene Ontology annotation, molecular function: muscle alpha-actinin binding; actin binding. Bases 175 to 2346 code for a protein of 723 amino acids.
CUGAGGGCGGGCGGGCACAGUAUAGGGUUACAGUCCAUUUAUGGGCGCAGCGGAGGGCAGAUAUCAGUGUCGAUGGCAUUCGUUCCCAGCUAUUCUUAGGAGCCUCUCAGGAGCUCCACACAGCCCAGCCGGGCAGCAAGGCACGGAGCAGAGGCCGCCGGCGUCAGCGCCAGCAUGUCUUACAGCGUGACCCUGACGGGGCCUGGGCCCUGGGGCUUCCGCCUGCAGGGGGGCAAGGACUUCAACAUGCCGCUCACCAUCUCCCGGAUCACGCCGGGCAGCAAGGCCGCACAGUCCCAGCUCAGCCAGGGUGACCUUGUGGUGGCCAUUGACGGCGUCAACACAGAUACCAUGACCCACCUGGAGGCCCAGAACAAGAUCAAGUCUGCCAGCUACAACCUGAGUCUCACACUGCAGAAGUCGAAGCGCCCCAUUCCCAUCUCCACGGCAGCGCCCCCGGUCCAGUCCCCUCUGCCAGUGAUCCCCCACCAGAAGGACCCUGCUCUGGACACGAUCAGCAGCCUGGCAGCACCCAGCCCCCACCCCGAGGCGAGGGCCGGCCCGGGCACCCCAGGCACCCCGGAGCUCGGGCAGACCUUUAGCUCUUCCUUCUCUCAGACCUCCGUCUUCUCCUCACACAUGGAGGCCUCUGACCCCGGCCCUCCCCGGGGCAGCCCUGGGGCCAAGAUCAGCCUGGAGGGGGCCCUGGACUCACUCAGCCCGAAAGCCCCACUGGGCUCGAGCCAGCCAAGGCAGUAUAACAACCCCAUUGGCCUGUACUCGGCAGAGACCCUGAGGGAGAUGGCUCAGAUGUAUCAGAUGAGCCGCCGAGGGAAGGCCUCAGGUGCUGGACUCCUAGGAGGGAGCCUCCCUAUCAAAGACCUCACCGUAGACAGUGCCUCUCCCGUGUAUCAGGCUGUGAUUAAGAACCAGAACAAGCCGGAAGAUGAGGCCGACGAGUGGGCGCGCCGCUCCUCCAACCUACAGUCUCGCUCCUUCCGCAUCCUGGCCCAGAUGACGGGGACAGAAUACAUGCAAGACCCUGAUGAAGAAGCUUUGCGAAGGUCAAGCACCCCUAUUGAGCAUGCUCCAGUGUGCACCAGCCAGGCCGCCACCCCACUGCUGCCCGCUUCUGCCCAGUCGCCUGCUGCUGCCUCUCCCAGCACAGCCUCGCCACCCCCGGCCACAGCCGCUGCCCACGCUGCCACCGCCUCUGCCACAGCCCCUGCCUCAAGCCCUGCGGACAGUCCAAGGCCCCAGGCCUCUGCCUACAGUCCUGCUGUGGCCACCUCUCCAGCACCUGCUGCCCAUACAUACAGCGAGGCCCCAGCUGCCCCUGCACCCAAGCCCCGGGUUGUCACCACUGCCAGCAUCCGGCCUUCUGUCUACCAGCCAGUGCCUGCAUCUACCUACAGCCCAUCCCCGGGGGCCAAUUACAGUCCAACCCCCUACACGCCCUCCCCUGCCCCUGCCUACACCCCAUCCCCUACCCCUGCGUACACCCCUUCCCCCGCUCCCACCUAUUCCCCCUCCCCAGCACCAGCCUAUACCCCCUCGCCAGCCCCAAGCUAUAAUCCUACACCCUAUAGUGGGGGCCCUGCGGAGUCUGCCAGCCGUCCCCCAUGGGUGACAGACGACAGCUUCUCUCAGAAGUUUGCCCCUGGCAAGAGCACCACCACUGUCAGCAAGCAGAGUCUGCCCCGAGGGGCCCCUGCCUACACCCCGCCACCACCAGCUCCCCAGGUGUCCCCCCUUGCCAGGGGUACGGUCCAGAGGGCCGAGCGCUUCCCAGCCAGCAGCCGGACUCCGCUCUGUGGCCACUGCAACAGCAUCAUCCGGGGCCCCUUUCUGGUAGCCAUGGGCCGUUCCUGGCAUCCAGAAGAGUUCAACUGUGCCUACUGCAAGACCUCCCUGGCAGAUGUAUGCUUUGUGGAGGAGCAGAACAACGUGUACUGUGAGCGGUGUUAUGAGCAGUUCUUUGCCCCAGUCUGUGCCAAGUGUAACACCAAAAUCAUGGGGGAAGUGAUGCAUGCCUUGAGGCAGACGUGGCAUACCACCUGCUUCGUCUGUGCAGCCUGCAAGAAGCCCUUCGGGAACAGCCUCUUCCACAUGGAAGAUGGGGAGCCCUACUGUGAGAAAGACUACGUCAAUCUGUUCAGCACCAAGUGUCACGGCUGCGAUUUCCCUGUGGAGGCUGGUGACAAGUUUAUCGAAGCCCUGGGGCAUACCUGGCAUGACACCUGCUUCAUUUGCGCAGUCUGCCACGUGAAUCUUGAGGGGCAGCCAUUCUACUCCAAGAAGGACAAACCCCUGUGCAAGAAGCAUGCACACGCCAUCAACGUGUAGGGAACCCAGGGCAUCUGAUACGGACGGGCAGGGAGCUGCUCCUGCUGCUGGCAACAAACCAUUGAAGGAGGCUGAUGUUUCUUUUUUGGGGGGAAAGGGAGAAGACAGGAAGCGACUGAGCCCUUUUGAAGUAUAAUUUUAGUCCUUUCUUCUGCACACAGAUCGUGUAUUUGCAUAGUUCAGACUAGAAGCCAAAUGAAGAUUCCUGAACCAAGCUAGUAAUUAAUCCAAGACUGGAAUUGUACUUCAAACGUUGAAGACAGAAUUCCAGGAACUCAAAAGUGAAAAAGAAAAAGUCACUUUCCCAAAGCAAUACACUUCCCUGAGGUCACCAGAGCAGGGACAGAGCUCAGAGCAGUUAUGGAGAAUCUGAAGCUUUCUGUGGAGUUCUUUAGAGCUCCUCUGACAAACAAAAUGAAGUGCCAAACAGUUCUCACUGCAGGGUAUUUUUAGAGCCAUAGCUGAGAGCUUGUUAGCUAAGACCGAUUGGGCCUUCCUCACCAAAAAAGGAAGUGUUAUUCCAUUCCUCGCGUCAUGGAGCUACCUCGGCGCAUUAGACUUCAGACCUUGCACGGGCUUGAACAUUCUCACGGGAGCCCAGACAUUGGAGGGAUGUCUUCUGGAAGCCUCUGGGCAAUCGACAGGGCUUCGGGAAAGGAUCGGGCUCACGCUGCAGACAGCUGAGGGAAAGAAAGGCUCUUCUGCCACUCUCUUUUAGCCUGAAACAGCCAAUGUCCCCAGAAAGCUUAGCUUCUUUUUGACUUGUGGUGGGCAAGUGGAAUUGGGUUUUUCUCCAGUUUUGCUUUGCUGUGUGUGAGAGAUUGCACAAUAACUUUGGGCUGUGUUUGGCCCCUAUUUGGCUUCAUGAGGUUCAUUAGCAUGAAUGUCUAGUCUUGUGCAUGUAUUUCACUCCCAAUCCUAUGAGUGCUCACUGCUGAAGUCCUCUUCAACAUCCCUUCCCUCAAUAGGCUUAAUGACCUGCAGAAAAGAAGAGAGACAGUGUUUGAAACAGGAUGGCAGAACAGGCUGAGAACAUGCCCUAACUCCAGGUGGGAAAGAGAAACCUUCCUUUCUGCCAGCCGUAGUUAAGAACACUCGAGCUGGCAGGACCUCCCACUUCAGAGCUGCUCCAUCAUUCUUGUGUCUUCCUUUAAAUGCAGCACAUUGAUUAUAUACAAUUGUGUUGCCUGCUGGAAGGGAAAGAUGGCCUGAUAUAGACACGUCUGCCAUUUUGGCUAGUAUUUUGAAAAAAGUAUGAGCUGAGUUGACCUAGCAAUUGUUUAAGCAUUUAUUGAAAUAGACUUGGAUCUUCAAACUUCUUUAAAGUAUUAGUGAUAGUUUGAGUUAAGUAAGCAUUUUAAAGCUGUUUGGUGAUAAAGAGAGAAGCUUAGUUUUUGAGGUUGGAAAUGGUUAUCGUCUCUCCCUUUUAGGAAGCGCUCACUGAACGCGGCAUCAAAGGAGGCGGUUUGAGUGGAUGUUUCUCACUUGAGCACAAUAUUUAGGCCAUCUUCCAAUCACCGCUACCCUCUCCUCACUCCUGUUUUGGAUUUUCUCUUUGCACGUUUGAAAUGUUUAUGAGAAUGCAUUAGACUACUUUUUCUUCUGAGAACUGAGGCUUCCAGGGGACUGCCUUUCUACCUGAGGGAGAAAGAAGCAGCUAGAUAUGUCUCUAACAGAAGGCCCGUGUUUUUUUUUUUCUAAGAGUGAAGCCACUCAACGUCCCCCAGGGAACACCAGGAGGGAGGUAAAUGUGCUCCUACCACAGGGCCCUUCUUUAGCUUUGGUGCAGGGAGAAAGUGAAUAUAAAGCACCAGGCAGAGUAACAUCUGCAGGGAGUGCCUGGAGAUUUUUCAGGAGUUGCAAGCAAGCAUUCUGUUAUUUUUGGAAAGUUCAAAUACACAGGGACAAGGAGGUUGCUGACUGUACAGAAAGGCUCUAGGCAGAUUUUCUUAAAAAACAACAACAAAAAAAAACUAUUCAAUUAUCAGGGACUGGUGUCAAGGAAAGGGAAUAAAGUUCCCUAGAGUUUUUUCCCGAAAAAUAUCAUUUAAAAGAUUUUACACAUACACACAGACAAGUGUGGCCAUUAAAAAGCAUAUGAUCAUUAAAAAGAAAAGUGAAAUCUCAAAGGUGAGCUUCAUCAUAGUCAUUUAUUGAAGCAGUUUUUCUACAUUUCACAGCUAGUGUAUAUUCUGAGGGACUCUUAUUUACCAAAACCCAAAAUCAACAAAAAAACAUUUUAAAGGUAGCAGGAAAAGGAGGUGAUUUUUAAUAUGGUUCCCUCAGUGUUUUUAAGUUUGGCAUAGUGUUGGGUUAAGGUUGUAGCUACUUCAGAUUAACAUCAUGGAUGUCCUACAACACCAAACACAAGUUUUAAUAGUUCACGGUGAGGAGUACACUUUGGAUCUACAGUUCUUGUUUCCUCAUUGUUGACAUUUAUUUAACAUUUAUAAACAUUAACUUUUUGCAACUGAGUAACUUAUGUCUGCAGUGUUUGUGUUAGGAAUCUAGCUUUUAUAAUGUUAACUUUUCAACCCAAGUACUCUUGCUUUGGGAUUUUUAAUUUUAACAUUUCAGAAGUGGAAUAUAGUGUGGUAAAAGUGUGCACAAAAAUGUUUUGCAUGGUUUUUUGGUUUUGGCCUGUGUGAAUUCUUUUUAGCAAAAUAAAACCCCAAACGGAUGUGCAAAUACA